Messenger RNA from Cydia pomonella (codling moth), 1860 nucleotides. RefSeq lists its product as uncharacterized. NCBI's taxonomy places the organism in Eukaryota, Metazoa, Arthropoda, Insecta, Lepidoptera, Tortricidae. The transcript is spliced from 3 exons. Bases 1 to 1860 code for a protein of 619 amino acids. Gene Ontology annotation, molecular function: RNA-DNA hybrid ribonuclease activity; nucleic acid binding. The record is from RefSeq and is a predicted model, not a curated record.
AUGUUGGUGGCCCGCCUCAGAUAUCACCUCUUACCAAGAACCAGCGAGCGCCAAUACGGAUUUGUCCCACAAAAGAGCACCGAAGACUCCCUCUAUACCCUAAUAAAUUACAUAAGGAAAAAAUUGGACAAAAAGAAAAUAGUGACACUGGUGUCUCUAGAUAUAGAGGGGGCCUUCGACAGUGCCUGGUGGCCUGCGAUCCGUGUCAGGCUUGCUGAAGAACAGGCAUUUGCAGACGACGUGGUCAUGGUGUUCGAGGGGGAGACGGCACUGGAGAUCGAGAACAAGGCAAAUGCCGCGCUCAGCCAUGCGUUGGCUUGGGGCGUCGAAAAUAAGCUUAAGUUUGCACCCUUAAAAACAUGCGCCAUGGUGAUAACCAGAAGGCUGGUUUAUGACGAACCACGCCUUAGUAUGGGAGGGGUGGGCAUCGCGAUGUCCAGGGAUGUCAAAAUUCUCGGCCUCACCAUCGAUGACAAACUAACCUUCAAUAAACACGUCGCAAGCAUCUGCAGUAAAGCACUCAAUAGAUAUAAGAUGCUGGCCAGAACCGCCCGUGUAGGAUGGGGCUUACACCCGGAAAUUAUUAGGCUAAUAUAUACAGCAGCAAUUGAACCAACUAUCAUGUACGCAGCAAGUGCAUGGGCUCCUGCCGUGAAAAAGCUGGGAGUCAUAAAGCAGUUAAAAGCGGUUCAAAGGGGUUUUGCACAAAAGUUGUGUAAAGCAUACCGUACAGUCUCCCUGAAUUCAGCGCUACUGUUAUCCGGAUUGCUCCCCCUAGACCUCCGAGUCCGUGAGAUGGCUUCAUUAUAUGAAACCAAGAAGGGAGCCCGUGCUCCAGUGGCGCUGGAGGACAGAGAGAUCGAAGCUAUGACACCAGCCGUAAAAGCACCACAUCCGGCAGAACGGGAAGAAAUUACCUUCGAACGUAUAUGCGGUGAGGAGCAGUACCAAGAUUGUGAAAAGCUGCAAAUGCGGAUAUACACGGACGGCAGCAGGAUUGAUGGUAAGGUAGGCGCGGCGCUAUCCAUAUGGAAGGACGCCAGCGAGACCAAAGCCAUCAAACUUGCACUGUCCAGCUACUGCACAGUAUAUCAGGCCGAACUCCUGGCCUUAAAUCGCGCGACAAAAGAAGCAGAAAGGGCUACUGCUGCUACCCAAAUCGGAAUCUUCAGCGACUCAAUGGCGGCAUUGCAGGCCACUGUUAACCCGAACUCUCGACAUCCCCUGGCAGUCGAAAGCAGGGAGAUGAUAAAGCGCUGUAAAGACCAAAAUAAAAAUCUCUCCCUCUUUUGGAUCAAGGCACACGCUGGACUGCCGGGAAAUGAGAGAGCGGACGAGUUGGCGAAAGCGGCUGCUCUGAAGUUAAAGAAAAGUCCCGACUACAGUAUGUGCCCCAUAUCUUUCGUGAAACGAAACCUGCGGAUACAGACCAUGAGUGAAUGGAACCAACGGUACGUGACGGGAGAAACGGCCUCGGUGACAAAAACGUUCUUCCCUGACGCGCUGGCGGCGUACAGGGUAGUAAAGAAAAUGAAGGUUGAGGCUGAAACCACCCAGCUUAUGACAGGGCACGGCGGGUUCUCCUCAUACUUGUACCAAUACAAGUGUAAGGAUAACCCAUCGUGUACCUGCGACCCAGAAGUCGAGGAGACAGUGUUGCACUUGAGGGGAAAAUGCGUUACGCAUACCACCGAGGCGUUGGGAUGGGCCCCGGUGGUUAUGUGGGACUCCCUACCCAUGGUGUACCCACUAAAAACCCCUCUAUUUGCCGUCUCCACGCUAUAUGGCGAGGCCCCAGGGACGCCAAAGCACGCUUCCGCGACCUCGCCAGCGGCUAUCCGGACUCCGGACCCGGCUUAG